AUGGAUGUUUCUGCUCAGGAUGUCUUCUCGUAUCAGGGAUAUCAUCAUAUUGAGUGGUGGGUUGGAAAUGCUAAGCAGGCCGCUGCCUUUUACAUCACGCACAUGGGCUUUGAGCGCCUGGCAUAUCGUGGAUUAGAAACAGGUUCUCGGAAUAUUGCUUCCAAUGUUGUUCGUAACGGCAGCGUUGUGUUCGUCUUCACGUCGGCUUUGCGAGGAGCAGAAGACAAUAGCCGUGUCAAUGAGGAGGACCUGCAGGCGCUUGGCAAAAUACACAAGCAUCAAGAGUUGCAUGGGGAUGCUGUCAAAGAUGUUGCUUUCGAGGUCGAAAAUAUUGACGCAUUGUACUCUGUCGCGAUCGCUGCCGGAGGACGAUCGGUCGCCCCUCCCUGCGAUAUCUCCGAUGAGUCUGGAACUGUCCGACUUGCAGUCAUUCAAAGCUAUGGUGACACUACACAUACAUUGAUUCAGAGAGGCUCAUACAAAGGUGUUUUCCUUCCUGGAUAUCGCACAGAGGACAGCUUUGCCGACCCAAUCGCCAGCUUGUUACCGGAAAUACAACUCUCUCACAUUGACCAUUGUGUUGGUAAUCAAGACUGGGACGAGAUGGAGAAUGUAUGUGAUUAUUAUGAAAGAAUCCUUGGGUUUCACCGCUUUUGGAGCGUUGAUGAUAAAGACAUUUGCACUGAAUAUUCUGCACUAAAGUCAAUUGUCAUGAGUUCACCCAAUCAUGUGGUCAAAAUGCCGAUCAACGAGCCUGCCCAGGGGAAGAAACAGAGUCAAAUUGAAGAGUAUGUCGGCUUCUACGGUGGUCCAGGUGUUCAGCAUAUAGCUCUUCGUUCCUACGAUAUCGUCCGCGAUAUCAAGAGCCUAAAGGCACGCGGUGUCGAGUUUAUCCAAGUACCUGAGGCGUACUACACAGCCAUAGAGGUCCGGCUUAAGAGCUCAGGCAUCAAAUUAAAAGAAGACUUCGAGGUUCUGAAAGGUUUGAAUAUUCUGAUUGAUUUUUACGAGGGGGGUUAUCUUCUACAAUUGUUUACAAAGCAUUUGAUGGAUCGGCCCACUGUUUUUAUUGAAAUCAUUCAACGAAAUAAUUUCGAAGGUUUUGGUGCCGGAAACUUCAAGAGCUUAUUCGAAGCUAUCGAGCGAGAGCAGGAGUUGAGGGGAAAUUUGAUCUAA
Aaosphaeria arxii CBS 175.79 is the source of this 1176-nucleotide messenger RNA. Its product is annotated as 4-hydroxyphenylpyruvate dioxygenase. The record is from RefSeq and is a predicted model, not a curated record. The transcript has 2 exons. Lineage: Eukaryota; Fungi; Ascomycota; Dothideomycetes; Pleosporales. Gene Ontology annotation, molecular function: 4-hydroxyphenylpyruvate dioxygenase activity. The coding region runs from base 1 to 1176 and encodes 391 amino acids. Gene Ontology annotation, biological process: L-tyrosine catabolic process.